Molecule: messenger RNA, 798 nt
Organism: Arachis stenosperma
Lineage: Eukaryota; Viridiplantae; Streptophyta; Magnoliopsida; Fabales; Fabaceae
Exons: 5
Coding region: 1-798 (265 amino acids)
Source: RefSeq, a predicted model, not a curated record
AUGAGUAUUCCAAUUGGUCAGGGUGGACCAUCGAAUCCAGAUUUGAGUGGCAGAGAUUCAUCAGAUACAUCAACUCCAAUUGAGUUCCAAGUUGGUCAACAGUUUCAGAGUAAAGUGGAAGUCGUGUUAAGUGUCCAAACUUAUAGCAUCCGUCGUUGGAUUAAGUAUAGCAUGUUGGAGUUAGGUCACAUUAAGUACUAUGGAAAAUGUAAUGUAAAGAAUUUGGAAAAUGUUGCAAUUUUUAGUGAUCAUAGGAAGCUUGUUUACCAUGUCAUAUGUACUUUCAUCUUUUCUAUGGUCAGGGCUGAUACAGUUGUGUUGAUUAAGAUACUAUGGGUUCUAGGUGUACAAAGAAUAAUGUCGAGUAGUAUUGUAGUGCUGAAGAUGAGUCUUUGCAAAUUGGAGACUAAGUUGACGAGUCAUCAGUUUAUUUCCACUAGCUUUUCUGGACAUUCCCACAAUGUAUCGAGGCUUUCAGGCAUUGCAAGCCACUAUUUAGUAUCGAUAGGACUCACUUGUACAACAAAUAUGGGGCAUGUCAUACCUCAACUAGAGAUUCUAGUUAUAUCGAAUAGACACAAUGGAAUCAAGGCUGCCUUGGAGGCUCCUGAUGGUGAAUGGCUCUUGCCAAGUGCUUAUCGUGCAUUUUAUAUCUGGCAUCUUGUAACAAAUUUUGCUUUGAGUUUUAAGGGCAAGGAUGCAAGAAGGUUUCUCAUGAACACUAGUUAUGGUAAGAUUGAGGUUGAUUUUGACUACUGGUUUGAUAUUCUUCGAAGUGAAGAUCUGGCCAUACGUUAA